This is a messenger RNA of Salvia miltiorrhiza (redroot sage), 1825 nucleotides long. Its product is annotated as vicilin Cor a 11.0101. NCBI's taxonomy places the organism in Eukaryota, Viridiplantae, Streptophyta, Magnoliopsida, Lamiales, Lamiaceae. Bases 24 to 1640 code for a protein of 538 amino acids. The transcript has 6 exons. The record is from RefSeq and is a predicted model, not a curated record.
CAAAACAAAACAAAUACAAUCCAAUGAGUUAUAAAGCCAGAAUCUGUUUGGUGCUGGCAGCACUGCUGCUCGCCUCCGCCACAAUGGCCCUCGGAUCCGAGGAUCCGGAGCUGAGGCAGUGCAAGAAGAGGUGCCAAGCGCAGCACCAGUCCGACGAGAAGCAGCUGCGACAAUGCGUCGCCACCUGCGAGGAACACCACCGCCACAGCGCCAACGACAGGAGCCCCAUCGAGAAGCUGCGCGAGUGCAACAAAGACUGCGAGCACCGCCAGCAGCAGGAGCGGCUGCGCGCGGACUGCCAGAGGCGGUGCCAGGAGAGGUACGAGAAGGAGGUGGAGAGGUUUGAAGAGAGAGGGAAGCACGGCUAUGAUCGAGAGAGAGAAGAAUACCACGGCCGCGGCGCCGGACAGAGACAGAGCUCCAACCCCUACGUCUUCGAGGAUCGCCACUUCUUCACCGGAAUGCAGACGCAGCACGGCCGCCUCCGCAUUCUCCACCAGUUCACAGAGCGCUCUGAGCUUCUGCGCGGGAUCGAGAAUUUCCGCGUGGCCAUCCUGGAAGCGCAGCCGCAGACGUUCAUUGUGCCCAAGCACUUGGAUGCCGACACCAUAGUGUUUGUUGCCAGAGGAAGGGGAGCAGUGAGCACGGUGCGCCAAGACAGGAGGGAGAGCUUCAAUAUUAAAGAGGGGGAUAUAUUCAGAAUCAACGCCGGAACGACCACCUAUUUUGUCAACAGAGACAACAACGACAGACUAAUCCUAGUCAAACUUAUCCAGCCUGUUAACACUCCUGGCCACUUCCAGGAAUUCUUCGGAGCUGGAGGGGAGAAUCCAGAAUCUUACUUCAAGGCCUUCAGCAAUGAAAUUCUUGAAGCUGCUUUCAAUGUGGACGGCGAGAGAGUGAGGAGGCUAUUCGGGCAACAGAAGCAAGGAGCGAUCAUCAAGGCGUCGCCGGAGCAGAUCCGAUCGAUGAGCCAGCACCAAGAAGGCGGCAUCUGGCCCUUCGGCAGCGAGUCCAAGGGCACUCACAACAUCUACGACAACCGCCCCAUCUACGACAACCAGUUCGGACAGUACUACGAGGUCGACGCCUCCCAAUUCCGCCAGCUACGAGACCUCGACCUCGCCAUCUCUUUCUCCAACAUGUCCGAGGGUGCGAUGACCGCUCCCUUCUACAACUCGAAGGCGACGAAGAUCGCCGUGGUGGUGGAGGGCGAAGGUUACUUCGAAAUGGCGUGCCCCCACCUAUCUGAGUCGGAGAGCCGCCGCACCCCAUAUGACGGAGAGGACAACCACCAUCUCCCACGCGAUGAGGCGUUCUCUAGGCAGAGCAGGGGCCAAGCCAGCUACCAGACGGUCCGGUCCCGAUUGAAGGCCGGCACCGUCGUCAUCGUUCCGGCGGGUCAUCCUUUCGUGGCUGUUGCUUCCAACAACCAGAAUCUCCAGAUCGUCUCCUUUAAAGUCAAUGCUUACAACAACCAGCAAUACACUCUUGCAGGGAAGAGGAAUGUGAUGAACCAGCUAGAGAGAGAGGCGAAGGAGCUGGCGUUCGGAGUGCCGGCGAGAGAGGUAGAGGAGGUAUUUAGGAGCCAGAAGGAGGAGUUCUUCUUCGAGGGACCGGGGCGGAGAGCCGACGCAUGAGCGCCUGCCGGAAUUUUGAGCUUGGAAGUUUGUGUGUGUAAAUUUUGUGGCGGUCUAGUGUGGGAAACAACUCUGUAAUGGCGUUUUGAGAAUAGAAGCAGCUGUUUGCGGAGAUAUCAUGUAAUUAUGUAUAUGUAAGAUCCACAUGAAUAAGACUUUGAGCUCCGGCGAGUGUUUUCCACUCA